Molecule: messenger RNA, 1990 nt
Organism: Arachis duranensis
Lineage: Eukaryota; Viridiplantae; Streptophyta; Magnoliopsida; Fabales; Fabaceae
Product: CBL-interacting serine/threonine-protein kinase 11
Exons: 3
Coding region: 117-1487 (456 amino acids)
Biological process (GO): protein phosphorylation; signal transduction
Molecular function (GO): protein kinase activity; ATP binding
Source: RefSeq, a predicted model, not a curated record
CCGCAAUAAAUCAAAAACUUUUUUACGAGCGAAUUCAAAAACACCAAUCACCACAUCAAAUUCUCUCCUUCUCAACUAUUUAUUCUUUCAUAGCUUUUAGAUCGAAAAAAAUCACGAUGCCAGAGAUCGAACAGGCGCCGCCGCAUGCGGCGUCGGCAACUACUAACACCUCCACAUCCACGGUCACCACCUCCGCCUUAUUUGGAAAAUACGAGCUAGGAAGACUCCUAGGAUGCGGCGCGUUCGCGAAGGUUUACUACGCGCGGAACGUGAAAACGAUGCAGAGCGUGGCGAUAAAGGUGAUAAGCAAGAAGAAGAUAAUGGGAACGUCACUGGUUUCGAACGUGAAGCGCGAGGUUUCGAUCAUGAGCAAGCUCAACCACCCGAACAUCGUGAAGCUGCACGAGGUGCUGGCGACGAAGACCAAGAUCUAUUUCGUGUUGGAGUUCGUUAAAGGCGGUGAGUUAUUUGCUAAGGUUUCGAAAGGGAGGUUCAGCGAGGAUCUCGCCCGCAAGUAUUUCCAGCAGCUUAUCUCCGCCGUAGGGUACUGCCACUCGCGCGGCGUUUUCCACCGUGAUUUGAAGCCGGAGAAUCUCUUGCUUGAUGAAAAUGGGAAUCUCAAGGUCUCCGAUUUUGGACUCAGUGCCGUCAAAGACCAGGUGAGGUUUGAUGGGUUGUUGCACACGUUGUGUGGCACUCCGGCGUACGUGGCACCGGAGAUUCUGGCAAAGAAGGGCUACGACGGUGCAAAGGUUGAUGUAUGGUCUUGUGGGGUGAUUCUCUUUGUUCUUGCAGCAGGGUACCUACCUUUCAAUGAUCCAAACUUGAUGGUGAUGUACAAGAAGAUCUACAAGGGGGAGUACCGGUGUCCACGGUGGAUGUCACCGGAUCUACGACGGUUCCUUUCAAGGGUUCUUGACAUCAACCCCGAGACAAGGUUCACCGUUGAUGAGAUCACCAGGGACCCUUGGUUUAGAAAAGGCUACAAGGAGAUCAAGUUUCAUGAGGAUUGGAAUCUUGGGUCUGAGGACAAGGUGAAGGAAUUGAAUGCUUUUGAUAUAAUCUCAUUCUCUUCUGGUUUGAAUCUUUCUGGAUUGUUUGUUGGCGGUGGUGCCUCCACAUCAGCGGCCGCAGAGGACACUGAGAGGCUCAUGCUCAAGGGUUCAGUUGAGGCGGUUUUGGCUAGGGUGGAGGAGGUGGCUGUGGCAGAGGGGCUUAUAGUAAGAGGGUUGAAAGAAUGUGGUGUGGAGCUAGAGGGGCAAAAUGGUAAUUUUGGGCUUGUGGUGGAGGUUUGCCGGGUAACUGCCAACCUGGUUGUGGUGGAGGCAACGAGGAAAACCGGGGAUCUCUUCGGAUUUAGGGAUAUGUGGAGGAACAAACUGACACCUAAGCUGUUAAGUAAUGCUACCACAGAAAGUGAUAGCAUUUCUGAUUCAGCAGAGACUCAAUCGGAGAUUUCCGAGUCUGAGCAAGUUGCUAGUGUCUGAUCUUAUUCUGUCCCUUUCUUUUAAUCCAUUUUCUUUCCCCUUUUUUUUUUAAAAAGGUCUUUUGUUGGAAAAACAAAGAUAUAUAUACAUAUAUAGGUUGAAAUAUUUGUUGUUUAUUAUUGUUAUUGUAUCCAAAAUGUACAUUUUGGUGGGUCAUGUUGUAGUUCUGGCACACAUGGGAUUAUUACUGCCAAUGGUGGUGUUGCUGUUGAGAGACCCAACGCAGUAAUCAUGGUGGGUCAUGGUGUAGUUUUGGCAGCCAUGGAUAUUGCCAAUGUUUGAACUGUAGGAUGAUGUUGAUUGGAGGAUUGGUGGAGACUCCAGCAAUGAUGAUGAUGAUGAUGAAUAUUUAUGCUUCUUGUUUACCUUUUUCUUUCCCUCUCUUUGUAAAUGUUGAAAAUAAAUUAAGGGUGUCUUACUGUAUUGUUUAUAUAUCAGACAAUUGUCUGGCUUCCCUCAUAAUGGAAAGCAAAAAUUAGAAUAAUUAUUACUCUAUUUAUAUA